GGAAAAUCAUUUUACACCCUUCAAACAUAUCAUUAGAAAUGACAUCCGGAGACGAGACCAAGGAUUUGGAUCAAAAGUUUGAAGUGAUCAGUAUAAACGACUCUAAUGAAGAAGAUAACUCUCAGGAACCAGUUGUUCCUCAUGAAAGACAAAUUGUGGACGAUGUUAUAGCGAUUUGGAAAACUGAUCCUGAAACCGAAGAAUUGAGUGCUGGUAAGCUUCACGGGAUUGUUAAAAAAAGACAUCCUAACUGGUCUGUAUCAGAAAAACGGGUUAAGACCUUAUUAAAGAAGUUUGGUUUGUUGAAUACCGACCAACAAAUUACUUAUGCUAAUGAUAUUACAUCAGAAGAGACACCAGAUAUUGACUUGCCAGCAAAUCUCAGAAUCAUCAUGUCAGCUAAAAGAGGAAAAGGGUUAUACGCUAAGAAGCCUAUAAAAAAGGGAGAGCUUUUAUGGGAAGAGCCUCAAUUAUUCUUUGUGCCGCCAUUAGAGAAUGCAGAGUUGAUCAAACUGGGGAAAGCAUGUUCUUACUGUGGUAAGCUUUUGGCACAAUCAAACAAAGUUGCAGGAGCUUCAGUCUUGAGAGGAUUGGAUUGUAACGUUUGUCCUGAAAUUUGGUGUUCACAAAAAUGUAAAAAAAUUGAUAAUCAAUUACAUGGUUUACUUAAACAUAACGUCUACAAUCCCCAUGCUAGUAGAAAAAAUAAAGCAAUAAACUCUGAAGCGUAUUUGGAUUUACAGAAUUAUUGCAUCAAGGAGCAAUGGAAUGCUUUAUUUGCCUUAGCUAUUAUUUAUGCUAACAUAGUUACUGAUAAAACUGGGGUCAAAGGAAAACAAUUUAGAGCCAUGGCUAGAGUUUCCCAAGCAGUUAGAUAUAAGGCCUUGAACUCUUCUGCUGGUGCUUUUGAUAGUCUUCAAGGUGGGGCUUUAUUUGUUCAAGAACAACAAGAGUCUUUAUGGCAAGAAGGUUAUAAAAAAUUUCUUGCAGUUUUCCCACAAGCUUAUGAAGAAGGUAAAAUUACUUAUGAUGAAUUUUUACAUUUAAUGGGUACUUACAAUAUCAAUAACUUAGAUUAUUCUAUUUACUUGAUCCAAUCUCAUUUGAAUCAUAACUGUUCUCCUAACACUAGUGUCGAAACUUCAACCAUUUCUAGAGCUGACACCUUGGCUGUAUAUGCUGCUAGAGACAUAAGAGCAGGUGAAGAGUUGACCACUACUUACGUAAACCCUGCCCAUACUGUUCAACAAAGACAAAGAGAAUUAAGGGUUAAUUGGGGUUUCGUUUGUGGAUGCCAAAAAUGUAAAGAUGAUAAGAAAGAUCAAAAUAAAAGAAAAUCAAGCUCUGCAAGUAACAAAGAUAAGAAUGACAUCAGAAAGAUGUUGGCAGAAACUAAGGACUCUCUUGACGGUGACUCGAUCGAACUUGAUGUUCCUGAAGAACAUCAUGGUGAAAGACGUAAAUCUGUUCGUUUCGAUGAAAAAGUUCAAGUCAGUACUUCAAAUUAAUUAUUUUCAAAUCGCUUAUGACCUUCACGAGUAAUAUCAAUGACUCUACGCUUAUAUCGACCAAGACGCAACGAUCCCCAUCAUUUGAAAUAGAAUAUAGUUUUUUUGUAAAUAUAUAAAGAAUUGAA
Messenger RNA from Hyphopichia burtonii NRRL Y-1933, 1636 nucleotides. Its product is annotated as S-adenosylmethionine-dependent methyltransferase. NCBI's taxonomy places the organism in Eukaryota, Fungi, Ascomycota, Pichiomycetes, Serinales, Debaryomycetaceae. The transcript has a single exon. Gene Ontology annotation, molecular function: protein binding. The record is from RefSeq and is a predicted model, not a curated record. Bases 39 to 1508 code for a protein of 489 amino acids.